Molecule: messenger RNA, 2513 nt
Organism: Musca domestica (house fly)
Lineage: Eukaryota; Metazoa; Arthropoda; Insecta; Diptera; Muscidae
Gene: BTBD9
Product: BTB/POZ domain-containing protein 9
Exons: 4
Coding region: 400-2385 (661 amino acids)
Biological process (GO): adult locomotory behavior; modulation of chemical synaptic transmission; circadian behavior
Molecular function (GO): protein binding
Source: RefSeq, a predicted model, not a curated record
AAAAAAUCAUUCCGCUACGUUGUCUGAUACCCAUCUCAUUCUGUAAAAAAUUCUGCCGGAAAGUGGUUGCAAAACAUCGAAUUCUUUUGUUUUUGUUUAAACAAAAGAAAAUGGCAAGACAAUAAACAAUAAAUUCUGUUACAACAACAAACUAAAAAAGGAAAUGUGAGCAAACCAAAAUCGAGAGAAUACCAAAAUAAGCAAAACUCAUUAAACAAUCAAAAGUAUACCAUAGAAGACGACGCGCAAAGUGAUAAACAAAAAUACAUAGACAAAUUGAAAACAAUUAAAAAUACUCAUUGACACACAAAAAAAAGCAAUAACAAAUAGAGAAUACCAGAAAUAUUUCGUAUGUAAAUUUUUGGUUAAAAAAUAUCUUUUAAAAAUAAAAGAAUAGCCAUGAGCAGUCAAAGUCAUCGAAAGAUGUCGGGUAUACGACCCAAUAAGCCAAGAACAGAUGAAAUAGAAUUGACAGAACUUUUCUCCUCACAAAUGUCCCAGCUAUGCCUCAAUGAAGACUAUUCCGAUGUUUGCUUUAUUGUAGAGAAUCAAAGGUUACCAGCCCAUCGUGUUAUGCUGGCUGCUCGUAGUGAAUAUUUUCGGGCCCUUCUCUACGGUGGCCUUUCCGAGUCCACACAAACAGAAAUACAUCUUAAAGUACCGGUUGAAGCCUUCAAAUCUUUACUGCGCUACAUAUAUUCCGGUCAUAUGUCAUUGGCUCAAAUGGACGAGGAUAAUAUAUUGGAUACCCUGGGUUUGGCAAAUCAAUAUGGUUUAUCGGAAUUAGAGUUAUCCAUAUCGGAUUAUUUACGCCAGUAUUUGGCCUUGGGAAAUGUUUGUGCAAUUUUGGACGCAGCACGUUUGUAUAAUCUGGAGAAGUUGACAAAGGUUUGUUUGACCUUUAUGGAUCGCAAUGCAGCCGACAUUUUGCAACAUGAUUCUUUCAAGAGUUUAUCAAAGGAAUCUUUGGAAGAAGUUCUGCGUCGUGAUUCAUUUUUCGCUCCAGAAGUACAGAUUUUUAUUGCCGUAUGGGACUGGUGCAAACACAAUCCCAAUGUUGAUAUCAAGGUUAGUAUAAGGAUUACAAUUUCAAACUACAUUUUCAAUAUUUUAUUUGUAUCCCUGCAGUCUGUUGUUUCGUUCGUCCGUUUGCCUCUCAUGAAUCUGGAAGACCUGUUACACGUGGUCCGCCCAUCUGGCAUUCUAAAUCCGGAUAAACUUUUGGAUGCCAUCGAAGAACAAAACACAUCGAAAUAUUUACCAUAUCGUGCUGCAUUGUGGCCCGAAGAAAAUGUUGCCACAGCUAAAUUUGUAUCACGCACCAUUAUGGGAGAGUGUCGUGCCGAACUACUGAACGGCGAUGUUACUUCAUAUGAUAUGGAAAAGGGUUAUACCCGCCACUGCAUAUCGGAUACAAAUGAAACGGGUAUUGUCGUUGAACUAGGAACAAUUUGCAUUAUAAAUCACAUUAAAAUAUUGCUAUGGGAUCGUGAUAAUCGUGCCUAUUCGUAUUUCAUUGAAGUAUCGCCAAAUCAAACGCAGUGGGAUCGUGUUAUAGACUAUUCAAAAUAUCAUUGCCGAUCAUGGCAAUUUCUAUAUUUCCCGGCCAGACCUGUGCGUUAUAUAAAAUUGGUUGGCACAUAUAAUACCGUCAAUCGACUAUUUCAUGUGGUGGCCUUGGAGGCUAUGUAUACGACAAAUUUACCCAAAGUGAUCAAUGACAUUGUGGCACCGACAGCAAAUGUGGCUACCAUAGAAAUGAGUGCUGUGGUCGUGGAUGGAGUAAGUCGUACGCGAAAUUGUCUAAUUAAUGGAAAUUACACUGAUUAUGAUUGGGAUUCGGGCUAUACGUGCCACCAAUUGGAUAGUGGAGAGAUUUUAGUGAGAUUGGGCCAACCCUACAUCAUUGGCUCAAUGCGCCUGCUAUUGUGGGACUGCGACGAUCGUACAUACAGUUUUUACAUUGAAACAUCGGUAAAUCAAAAGGAUUGGGUUAUGGUCGUCGAUAAACGUAACGAACAUGCUCGAUCUUGGCAAAAUUUCUCUUUCAAUCCCCUACCCGUGGUGUUUAUACGCAUUAUCGGUACUCGCAAUACGGCCAAUGAAAUUUUCCAUUGUGUCCACUUGGAGUGCCCAUCGCAAGAUCCAAAUUUUUUAUUAGCCGAAAAAGAAAAACAAAAACUGAUGGAGGAGAAAGCAAAAGAACAAUUGCGAAUUGUGAAUGAUAAUCAAGCGAGUACCAGUGCGGGUAGCAGGGCAUCUACACCACGUCGAAGUGUUAAUAAUUUACGUGCCAUAGCACCAGCAAAUGUACAGCUAAGAGAAGUGGAGGAUAAUAUCCUGGUGCAACUUGGCAAUGUUGCCGGCGGACAGCAUAAUGUUUAAGUAAUUUAAUUUUAUUUGUUACACAUAGUACAUACAACCCCAUUCUUUCAUAAUACACUAAAUAAUAAUAAUAGCACAUAAUUCGUUGUAAACAAAAUCGAAUCGAAUAAAAAUUAACAUAAAUUAUA